GCGGCAGGACGACUGGAGGAUUACACAAUUAAUUCGUAAUUUAAUAAAAUUAAAAUAGAAGGCGAUUUGUUGCUUAGAGAUGGAUUCCCUCGGUGUUUGGACUUUAGUAAUAAUAUUGUACCAGACGGUGGCGUGCGCGCUGGUGAGCUGGCUGGCGCUGGGCUGCCGGCUGGCGCCGCGCGCGGGCGAGCUCGCCGAGCUGACGCUGCUCAAGCUGCUGUACCUAUACGAGCCGCGCGCCUGUAACGCGCCCGCACUCUACAACUACACGGUGCGCUCGCCCGCCGGCGCGUCGCUCUCCGCGCUCGCCUGGCCCGCGCACAGCCCGCCCGCCGCCGCCUUCCGCAGCAAGAUGCAGUUGUGGCUCGGGCUGCACGUAGCGUGGCUGGCGCUGGCGGCGGCGCACGUGGCGCAGCGCCGGCGGCCGUGCGCGCUGUACGGCGCGCUGCUGCCCGCCUGCUGCGCCGGCGCCGCGCUACUGCUGACUGACCUGGUGCAUGCCGCACUCUUCAUCAUCGACAUCCGCCACACGAGCACAGAACAAGAUAUUUUCGAGUACAUCGAGUCCGGCGGCGGCGGUUUACGGUGGCUGAGCGGGCGCGGGCGCAGCGGGGGGCAGACGGGAACGCACCCUCAGGCGGACACGAGCUGGGCAGGUGCGCUGCUGGCCUACGCCAGCUGUCGUGGCGUCGUACACUGGUUUAUCAACUUCUGGCUCCUCAAAGACAACUACCUAGAAAGCCUCGUCGCCUACCGUAAAAUGCAAAAUGAAAAAUUGCAACAAAGAAGUAGAUACAGCGAUUGAGAUCUGACAAGUUUCAUAAUUAAAAAACGUCUUGUACAAA
Messenger RNA from Papilio polytes (common Mormon), 845 nucleotides. RefSeq lists its product as uncharacterized. Bases 80 to 805 code for a protein of 241 amino acids. NCBI's taxonomy places the organism in Eukaryota, Metazoa, Arthropoda, Insecta, Lepidoptera, Papilionidae. The record is from RefSeq and is a predicted model, not a curated record. The transcript is spliced from 5 exons.